Molecule: messenger RNA, 1074 nt
Organism: Salvia miltiorrhiza (redroot sage)
Lineage: Eukaryota; Viridiplantae; Streptophyta; Magnoliopsida; Lamiales; Lamiaceae
Exons: 1
Coding region: 1-1074 (357 amino acids)
Source: RefSeq, a predicted model, not a curated record
AUGGCGCAGAAUACUCCGACUUGCAUGGGCAAUUUUGCGAGACCCAUCAUUGAAGCUACCAACUCUGCCAUAGUUCUACCUACUGCAGUUCGCAACUACAUCUUAAAGCCCAACGAUGCCAAUUUGUUGCCAUUGUACCAUGGGAUGCCUAGUGAGGAUGCGCUAAACUUUAUUCGAGAUGUUUGCACCCAGGUACAGACGUUCCCGCUCCUCAACAUCACGGAGGACCAAUUAACAUUGAAGUGUUUUCAAUAUGCGCUGAAGGAUAGAGCACGAAGUUGGUUGUUAUCCCUACCGCCAAAUUCGAUCACUACUUGGAAUGAAGCUUGCGAGAAAUUCAUGCUCAAAUACUAUCCCAAUCAUAAGACGCAAGAACUUCGUACCAAAAUUAUGGAAUUCACACAAGAAGCGGAUGAGCCUUUUCAUGAGGCGUGGGACAGAUUUCAGGAGCUAUUACGGCAGUGCCCGCAACAUCAACUUGCACCAACUAUGGUGAGUCAAUUCUUCUAUGAUGGAUUGGGGCAGACUUCUCAAUUUAUAGUAGAUAGCACUGCCGGAGGAAACAUAGCCCGUAAGACCGCGGAGGAGCUCAACCAAAUCUUCCAAACUCUAGCCGAGAGUUCUCAACAAAAGUUGGUUCGUGGUAAAAGGGUCGAGGCCAGUGCUGUAUCACAGAAUGGAGAUUUGCAAAAACAAUUGGCCUCAAUUAUGCGAGAAGUACAACAGCUCAAGAUGAGCAAGAUGGAACCGCCCCCUGUACCAGUGCAGAGCGUACAUCCUUGUGGAAUUUGUGGUGACCUUAGUCAUGGAGUUGAUCAAUGCAACAGAAUGGGCGAGUUCACGCCAGAAGGGCAAGCUGAAGUUUACUCUGCGCAAGGAUUCCAGAGCAGACCAGACGGACAGAGCAGACUACAGUAUGGGCAGAGCAAUAACCAAGGCCAUCAGAAUUUCAAUGGUGGAUGGAGAGGACAGCAGUCCUAUGCACCGCAGCCAAACAACUCCCAACAAUACCCACCGAGGUACCAGCAGCAAGGGAACUUUCAGCGAAAUCAACGAUUCCAGAAUGCACAGUAG